UAAUAACUCUCUCUCGCUCUUGAAGCUGUUUCGUUUGGCUACUAUCGCGGCUGAAGACGGCAGUAAACAGUGUGUGUAGCUGGUCGAGAUGGACGAGUUUGACGGCCGGUGUCGAUGACGUAGGCUCGACCGCUUCCUGCCAAUGACCCCGGUGUCAGUCAAGUGUUCGGGGUUGACUGUGCAGUCGGGCAUGCUCGGGUUUGAACGGGGGCGCGGGAGCUAACUCCACCCCGCCGGUCGGAAGCGAGUGGCGGAGACGCACCGUGAAGUCCCGCUGGAAACUUCACCUCCCGGUCCAAAGUCCAGCUGGAGUUCACGAGCCAGUCCGGAGAGUUCCCCCCUCCAAAGAUGGCGGUGGUGAACGCGGCUCAGGUUCGACAGAGCGGACCCCUGGAGGUCCUGGUGGAGGAGCGCUGGCACAAAGUUUGGGUCCGCCUGAACGAGGAGGCGCUGACGCUGAGCUGCGGGGGCGAAACCAGCGACGGGGUCCCCAACACCGGCUCCUACCUGGACAACAACAACACCAACUCCAACAACGUCCCGCCGAGGGUCACCGCGCGGGUCCCGGAGGCGAUCGCCAACCGGAAGCGCUGCGUCCGGGUGACCAAGCAGGAGAUCGGCGGGCUCGGCAUCAGCGUCAAGGGAGGGAAGGAGAACAAGAUGCCCAUCCUCAUCAGCAAGAUCUUCAAGGGGCUGGCGGCGGACCAGACUCAGGCUCUGUUCGUGGGGGACGCCAUCCUGUCCGUGAACGGGAUGAACCUGCGGGACUCGACCCACGACGAGGCGGUGCAGGCGCUGAAGCGAGCCGGGAAACAGGUGACCCUGGAAGUCAAGUACAUGCGAGAGGCCUCACCUUGUGUGAAGAAGGGCUCCCCGGUGUCAGAGAUCGGAUGGGAAACUCCUCCACCGGAGUCCCCUUGCCUGGGCAGCACCCCCACCUCCGAGCCCCCCAGCCCCUCGACUCAGCCCAGCGUGCCCCUGCAGGGCGACAGCAGGAGCUUCCCCCUCAGGAUGUGUUACGCAACCCGGGCCAUGACCACCCCGGACCCUGAGAACAGGCAAGUGGAGCUGCACUCCCCCGACGCCAAGCACACGGUGGUGCUGCGCUGCCCGGACCAGCCUUCGGCCCUGACGUGGUUCUCGGCCAUGCACUCAGUCACGUCUACCCUCACACAGCAGGGUCAGGCUGAGGUCAUCCAGAGCAUGGCCAGGACGGGCGUGGCGGGCAGCAAGGAGAUCCGGCACCUUGGAUGGCUGGCUGGGAAGACGGAGACGGAGAAGCAGAGCUGGAGGCCAGUUCUGGUGGUGGUGACCGAGAAAGAUCUGCUGCUGUACGACAGCCUCCCGCGGGGCAAGGAGGCGUGGCAGAGCCCGGCACACAUAUACCCCCUUCUGGCAACGCGGUUGGUUCACUCCGGACCAGACCGGGGCUCACCUCACUCCGGCACCGAACUCUUCUUCGCCACCAGGACGGGCACGCGCCUGGGCAUCGAGACCCACCUGUUCCGGGCCGAGACCACCAAGGACUUGUCGCUGUGGACCCGGCAAAUCGUCAACGGAUGCCAUGCGUCUGCAGAGAUGAUCAAAGAAGUCACCACCAGCUGCCUGUACCUGGGUCAGGAGUGUCGGCUGGUGAUCCACUAUGAGCAGGGCUUCUCUGUGCUGGCGGACCCCAAACACGAGGACGCGGAGACGGAGGAGGAGGUGGAGGAGGACAGAGGCGCCGUCACUCCCACCAAGCCCACGGUGCUCCUCUCGUACCCGUACGAGAAACUGAAGAUGUCCUCGGACGACGGCAUCCGGAUGCUCUUCCUGGACUUCGGAGGGAAGGAAGGCGAGAUCCAGCUGGACCUCCACUCCUGCCCAAAGCCCAUCGUCUUCAUCCUCCACACGUUCCUGUCGGCUAAAAUUGCCCGGCUGGGUCUGGUGGCCUGACGGCCGCUCGACAGAGGCACAUGCCUCCCUUCAGUGUCCUGAAUGUAGCGUCCUUCUGGAGAGUUCCUUGAUCCCCAUCCACUGAAGCACAGGAGAAACCAGGACUGAUGCUUUUGGACUGACGGACGGCUCCUGUGGGAAGGGACUUUUUUAAAUUCAGAGCAACACAAAGAGAAAUACUGUGAUUACAAUCAAUCACUACAGAGGUGAAGUACGUGCUCGUCGGAAUAUUUCAUUCAGCUGUCCAUCAUUGUUUUGAUCUGACUGUUGUUUCACUCAGGACUCCCAUGACGUCAUAUAUUGACAUUGGGAAGUGGACUUUAUCGUCCUAUACUGACGCCGUCAGCGUUGCGUGUCGAGUACAGCAAUGCUUUCCUUCCCGUGCAGGGCUUCAGUCGAAGCAAUUGACACAUUGUUAUGUGUAAAAGAGCACCACCCCAUGGUGACCUACCCCCAACCUCCAUCUUUCUUUUACACGAUGCGUCAGGAUCAGCCACGUAAAGCAGAACGUACUUCACGUGUCAACAUGCAGCUUUGGCUUCAGUGUAGGGCGCUAAAGUCCACUUUCCCAACGUUACUACAUGACGCCAUGGCAGUGAGGAUGUGUUGGACUGAAUUAGCUUCGGAAGCCUUGAAUGUGACUCAUCUUGGAUGGCAGUGGGACUGGAACACAGAAGGCUUGUGGACGUGCAGGUUGAUGUGAGCACAAGCACUUGUGAUGGACUCAGCAGGUUGUUUGCUGAUGCUUUAGAUACGGAGGGAUUUCUGGAUGUAGACUUGCUGGAUGGCAAGCUGGAUGGGUAAUGCUAAAAUAACUGAGAAAAUCUCAGUAUUGCUGAGGUAUCUGGCAAUUACUAACGCCAAAAUUGCUUAGUAAGGCUAGCUCUGUAUUGCUAAGGUGGCUAGUAAAGCUAAAGUAGCAAUGUUGGGAUAUACUAGGUCAGUUGUCACACAGGAGAAAUACGAUAUUACUCCUGAGUAGCGCUCAGAUUAAAUACUAAGAUAGCACAGCAACGGCAUCAUAGUUUAUCCAUAGGAAGAUAGCAGGCAAUGCUGGGGCUGUUUAGCGACCCGAGAAUCGGCCAACUGACUCUUACCUCGAUUCAGAAGUGAGCACAUCAGAAGAGUGAAGUACUUUGGGCUCACUCCUUCAAAUUUCUCUGAUGACUCGACAGCCACCCGAGACUCAGACUUGACGCACUGGCUACUUCAGCAAUGCCAACACCACAGUAAAAUGCUGCAGAACUCUGAAAAAUAAAAGUGCCGCGAUGGAAUUCUGGCUUUUGAUGGACAGAUGGGGAAGUAGCAUUGAUCAGAUUCAUUGAUUGACUGACAGCGGACUUGGCCUCCUGUAAGACCUAAUCUUCCGCUUCAGAUGGCAAACAUCCAUCAUUAUUUAUACUGUCCGCCCCCGAACGUACGUUUAAUUAAACCUCAACUCACUCCGGAAUCUUUAGCUCAAUGUAAUGAUUAAAAAAAAACUUGACAGUUCAGACAUGUUUUUCUCUGCGACCAGACAAGCGGAGUGAAACGCUCCUCCUGGUCUGUUUAUCAUUUGUUCACUCAUCAUCGGUACAACUAAUAACUGUGUUAUCUUUUAGAUCACUAUUUAUUUUUUAAAAAAAUUUGUGAUUGUUUUUAUUUUAUUUAUUCUUUUGUCUUGCUUCCGUAGAGGGAUGAGGCUUCUUUUUUUCUAAUUACGUCUAUUUGUAUUGAUUUGGGAUUUUAUCUCAAAUUUCCCAUGUUUUUCCUCUGAACUCUAACACUUUAGAUGAGCUAAAGCUAGUUUGGUCUCUUAGUUGCUAAUACUGCUAAUGUACCAUGUUACAUCACUGGAUAGCAAGUUGUUAUUAGCAACAAUGGCUAUCGACUAGAAAAGCACAUGAGACGCUGUACAUGUGUCUACUAAUUUACCCCUGACAUAAUAAACUAACGCAACUACGACAAGAAUGACAGCUAAAAACAUGGCUAAUAAUGUUAGCAAACAUGGCCGCCACUGGCACCAUGCAUCAUGUCAGAGCCAGUUCUUAGUUUGACACUUGUGUCUUGUGAAAACCACGAGCAUGAACAAGUGAUAAACAGACCAGAGUUUGCUGCAGCUGAGUAUAACAGCAGUAGCGGAGGGUGGGUGCGCGCGCGCCUCACCUAAAUUUCAGUGCACCUCCUGCACGUCUGUGAUGUCCACAGGGUCAAUGGUUAGCAGCACACUGGUCUUCCUCGUGCCUUGAAUGAGAAUAAAUCCUAGUUUAAAUCAAGUGUGUGUCGAAUUCACCAUUUCUGUUGAACCUCUGUCAAACUCUGGGAGCACAUGUAGCACACACACGCUCCCGCGAUGAGUCGACACAUAAGGUGACACUGUGACUGGCUAGUGCAAUAGCACCUCGCUGGAGACAGACGGCCAUGUUAUUCCCGCUCUCAUGUGGUUUAUUCCUUCCUGUCGAAGCACAUUUCAGCGCCUCAUGAGCAGUCUGUACUUCAGUUCCAUCAUAUUAAAAUGUGAAACAUGAAUUGAAGUUAUUGGGUUUAAUUUGGGAAGAAAGGUCGAGUGUAAUGUUCUUUCUUUUCAGCAGGCUCAGUGGGUGGACUAAUGGACGGGUGAGUCGAGGACUCGAAAAGACAAAACAAUACGCCCACCGUAAAAUGAUCCAUCACCUGAUUCCAUCCCAGCUCUCAGUCCCAAAAUGCACUGCGACAGCUCAAGGUUCUGAAGAAGUGGAAGAGGUUUCUGCAGAAAGGGAGGUCCAGGCCACUUGAUUUCAGCAGCUGCCCCCACGACCUAGACAAACGCAUGAGAGGCAAUCAAUAAACAGAAAAUGAAGGUUGGAACUCCUUGCUUUUGCUGACAGCGAUAUGAUAGAAAUGAGUUGUGGAUGAAGUCAUUGGAAGCAAGAGGCUGCCUGCUUGAUAUAAAAGUGUGUCAAACAUGCACGGAGCAGCAAUUCCUGUCACGACGUGUAAACGUGUGUGAAAUUGAGUCGUCGCUGGGGAAAACAAUCGUAACUCUUGACAUUGUUUGCUUGGCCCCGAGGUGAUGAGCUCUGGCACCAUCUUUGUUCCACCACACAAGCGCAGGCACGGUGUGGGAGUGGGAGGAGGGCUCCAACGAAACUCUUCCUCUCAGCAUAAAACAUUCCACUCUGAAGCUGGCGUCCACGUUGGCCAGCUAACACUGCUAAUGAGCGGCACCCCAGACACCCCAACACCAGCGAGCGUGUGACGGGACUGAGGAUGAAGUGGGCUCACAUUCCAGGAGCCGAGCAGGAAUGUGUUGUUGUGUACAUUAUUGUGAGCCACCCAGGGAAGGUGGAAUAGGUUUAUAACAGUUCCAGCCGGAAACGUUAUAAACCUAUUGCAGUGCAUUAUGAGACUUGGUCGAUUCAUGUGAUGUAAAUAUUCCAGUCCAAGUCUGUUUGACCAGGUGGUUUCUACAACUGGUGGUUCUACCCGCCCCGUUAAAGACCACCACUCUAAACCACAUGGAUUCUAAUGUACGCACUACGCUGUCGAGAAGUGGAACCGUUGCCGAUGAAUUGACUGGGAUGAGGACCAACUCCUCCCAGACCAUGGCUCUCGAUCGAAAAAGGUGCUUGUACUCCUUCACCUAGGGUCUUGUUCACGACUGAGGAGAGGAGGAACGGUUUCAUUUGAACACUGAAACGUCAACAGUUUCCUUCAGUCAAAGAGAAACGUGCUUCCUCACGUGUGGGUGAAAGAGAAGUGUGGAAGGUUUCUUGCGAGUGUGACUUUGAAUAAUGCAGGCUGUGGUUAGCGGCACUAACAAGGGUAGAGGUUCAAAUCCGUGUCAAACCAGGCAGGAAGAAGCGCUCAGAUCAUUCACUAGCCUGCCACCAUGUUUGAAGGGCUACACUGAACUCCAAAUAAAACUUGGACCAACAGACACUUCAUCGCCAUGGUUGUCCUACUUUGAUUAACGGGAGCACAUCUGUUUUGUUGCGGGAAAAAGAGAGAAGAAUAAGAGAGAACCAGAUGUCAACACUGCCUGUUGGAUUCGUCCCAGAUUCCAAGUUAUUAUUUGCUCAGCUGAAACUCUCAGGCUGUGUUUCAGCGUGAGGUCACAGGGUGGCGUCUCUGAGGACUCCUGCAUCACGAUAGUUGGACCUCCAGACCAAAGCGGAGGUCAUCAGACAGGUGAGCAAAAAGCCUCCGGCUAACUGCUUGCUUGCUAGGUUUUGUAAGAAGA
Messenger RNA from Synchiropus splendidus (mandarinfish), 6136 nucleotides. It is a transcript of the gene sntb1, whose product is annotated as syntrophin, basic 1. Gene Ontology annotation, cellular component: synapse; intracellular anatomical structure; dystrophin-associated glycoprotein complex. The record is from RefSeq and is a predicted model, not a curated record. NCBI's taxonomy places the organism in Eukaryota, Metazoa, Chordata, Actinopteri, Syngnathiformes, Callionymidae. The transcript has 8 exons. The coding region runs from base 349 to 1935 and encodes 528 amino acids. Gene Ontology annotation, molecular function: protein binding; structural molecule activity.